This is a messenger RNA of Musa acuminata subsp. malaccensis (wild Malaysian banana), 1198 nucleotides long. Lineage: Eukaryota; Viridiplantae; Streptophyta; Magnoliopsida; Zingiberales; Musaceae. The record is from RefSeq and is a predicted model, not a curated record.
AUUUGAGUGUAUAGAUUGAUCUUAUUCUGUUCUGCUGGUAAGAAAGGUUUUCUGCUAAUACGUUUAUAACCUUUGGAAAAUCUGCACUCUUGGAGAAUUCAGAGACCAAUUGUCAUUGCCAAGGAUAAUAGCUCACUGUCUGUCAAGAAUUGUGCCAUGAUAGUUCACUCUUUCAUAAUUAUAUUUUUAUUUUAUCUUUGUUUUACCGUAAAAAUAAUAUUUCAUAUCGAAAGUAAUUGAUCGUUGCUGACCCUUAAAACAUGUUUCCGUGGAAGCAUUCUCUACUUAAGAAACAAUCCGAAACGGUACUGCAGUGAACUCCAAGGUACGUCCGUCCCCAUGCUUCGCCUUGUUAUAUAUGUAUGUUGCCUAAGCUCAAAUCCCUACCCCAUCGAUCGGGUGCAAGAGGCCAGAUGGAGAAGCUCUCUGAUUCCGGACUCGCCGCCUCCCUCCUCCUCCUUCUCGCCCUUCUCUGUUCCUUGACGCCUUCCUCUGCAGACGAUAGCCCGCUUCAAGAUCUGUGCCCCGCGGCGCCGCAAGGAGAAGCAAAGCUCUUCAUGAAUGGCUUCCUCUGCAAGAACCCUAGCAGCGUCAUGGCCUCCGACUUCAAGACCUCGCGGCUCAACCACGCGGGCGACACCGACAACUUCCUCCGGUCGUCCAUGAACGUGGUGACGGCCGCCGACUUCCCCGGCCUCAACACGCAGGGCCUCUCCAUGGCCCGCACCGACCUGGCCAUGGACGGCAUGGUCCUGCCACACUCCCACCCCCGGGCGUCCGAGAUGAUGUUCGUCUCCCACGGCACGGUGGUGGCAGGGUUCGUGGACAGCGGGAACCGUCUGUUCCAGCGGACGCUGCGGGACGGCGACGUGUUCGUGUUCCCCCGCGGCUUGCUCCACUUCUGCGUGAACGCCGGGUAUGGGCUGGCGACCACCUUCUCGGUGCUCAACAGCCAGAACCCGGGCGUGAUGAGCAUCGCGGGCGCCAUGUUCGUGCCCGGAUCCGACGUGAUGGAGAAGCUCGUGUCGAGGAUCUUAAGCUUCAAAGCUGGGAACGCCACAGCCACCGUGAGCUCUGUAUGAUAGUGAUGAUGACGUUGUAUUUAUUAUCAUCUCAUGUUGAGGAUGAUAAAUGGAUGAUCUUUUUCUUACAAACACACAAUCAAUAUGCAAAUUGAAUUGGGCUGAUUGCAGAUUUA